Molecule: messenger RNA, 456 nt
Organism: Candida tropicalis MYA-3404
Lineage: Eukaryota; Fungi; Ascomycota; Pichiomycetes; Serinales; Debaryomycetaceae
Gene: CTF8
Product: Ctf8p
Exons: 1
Coding region: 1-456 (151 amino acids)
Biological process (GO): mitotic sister chromatid cohesion
Cellular component (GO): Ctf18 RFC-like complex
Source: RefSeq, a predicted model, not a curated record
AUGCCAACUGCUAGGUUAGAUUGCUCAUUAGUACCAGAUAUCAUUAAUUCCAAUUCAGAUAACCUAAUAUUCACAUCUUAUGGAUUGACACUUUUAGAAAUACAAGGAGAAUUAAACUUACCUUUACAAUAUCCAAAGGGAAAACCACAAACACCUGAAGAUUUCGAAUAUUUGAAUAAUUUUAUAACUAUAAAUGAUAUUUAUCAUGCUGUUAAGUUUGGAAAUUUGGUUUUUGAUCCUCAUGAUGAUAAGAAAGUAACACUAUUUAUUGGCAAAUCACAAAGAUUAUUAGGUAACAUAGUAAAACUACAGACUCCACUUGCAAUCUUGAGAAUUCCUACCAAUAGAAAUGGUGAUGAUGAUGAUGAUAUGGUGGACGAUAAAGAAGAUAUUAAAAUAGUUGAUAUCGUAAAGGCAAAAUUGAUCUUUGAACAAAGACCAUUACCGAUUAUGUAG